Cucumis melo (muskmelon) is the source of this 3166-nucleotide messenger RNA. Its product is annotated as protein CLMP1. Gene Ontology annotation, molecular function: protein binding. NCBI's taxonomy places the organism in Eukaryota, Viridiplantae, Streptophyta, Magnoliopsida, Cucurbitales, Cucurbitaceae. The transcript has a single exon. The record is from RefSeq and is a predicted model, not a curated record. The coding region runs from base 399 to 2732 and encodes 777 amino acids.
CACGAUUGAUGGAUGUGUGAGUUUGUUCAAUCUGACGGCCAAGAGAAAAAGGUCCCACUUUUGAUGGUUUAAACCUCAGCUGUAUCCAAACCCAUCCUCCUCUUCUAUCUAGGGUUUUCCCUCACUGAACUUUCGCCUACAGUUCUCUUUUUUCUACCAACACCUCGCUAUCUAACUUCAUUUUUUACCUUCACCCAAUUCGAUUCGCUUACUGGGGUUUCCUUAAUAAUCCGGUUCUGUAAGUUUGCUUCCUUCUUUCUUCGAGAAAUCUUGCAAUUUCUUAACUUUUGUUUUCUUUUUUUGUAAUUUGUUGUGUGCGGUUGAAUUUUCUGCGUGUUGGGAAAGUGGGAGAGGGUUUUUCUUUUUCUUUUCCUUUUUUUUUUUGAGCUUUUAUCUUUAUGGGGAAAUCUGGGUCUAGAAAGAAGAAGGGUGGUUCCAAUCAUGCUUCUUCCGCCGUUAAUUCGACUCCAAUUGCUAAUGGGGGUGUUGAUUUGGAUUCUUCUAUCUUUUUGAAAAGAGCCCAUGAGUUGAAAGAAGAGGGUAAUAAAAGGUUCCAAAAUAAGGAUUAUGUUGGUGCUCUUGAACAGUAUGAAAGUGCACUUCGUCUUACCCCUAAAACUCACCCUGAUCGAGCUGUGUUUCAUAGUAAUAGAGCGGCUUGUUUGAUGCAAAUGAAGCCAAUUGAUUAUGAUACUGUUAUCUCUGAGUGUACUAUGGCCCUCCAGGUCCAGCCUCGAUUUGUUCGAGCUCUCCUUCGAAGGGCUCGUGCAUAUGAGGCCAUUGGGAAGUAUGAAUUGGCGAUGCAGGACGUGCAGGUCUUGUUGCUUGCCGAUCCUAACCAUCGUGAUGCUCUUGAUAUUGCUCAGCGGUUGAGAGCUGCUGUGGGACCUCGCCAGGAGGCUCAACAGGACCUUCAGAGCCGCCCGUCACCUGCUGCUUUAGGUGCCUCGGCGGUUGGUGCCCCAAUUGCAGGCUUAGGUCCAUGUUUGCCUACUCGACCGGUUCAGAAGAAGGCAGCAGCCUCCAUUGGGGGUGCCACAGUACUUCUAAAUAGUAAACUAGAAAAGCAUCAAGGGGUUGUACCUACUGAAAAUGGCCCAGCUGAACCCAAAUUGCAAUUUCCCAAAGUAGUCUUGAAGCCUUCAAGUGGACCUGCAAAGGCUCCUAAUGUAAGUGAAGAUAAACUAAAGGAAGAUUCACUUUCUUCUUUGUCAUCACAUGCUCAAAGUCUAAACCAAGAACCUAAGGUUCAGUUGAGGCCUUUGAAGCUUGUUUAUGACCAUGACAUAAGGCUUGCCAUGAUGCCAGUGAAUUGCAGAUUCAAAGUGCUUAGAGAGAUUGUGAGCAAACGCUUUCCCUCAUCAAAAUCUGUUUUGAUCAAGUAUAAGGAUGCAGAUGAUGAUUUGGUGACAAUAACCUGUACAAGUGAACUUAGACUGGCGGAGCUUUGUGCUGAUAGCUUUGUUCCUAAGGAUGCUGAAGUAGAUAGACCUGCUUCAUUUGGAAUGCUUAGAUUGCAUGUCGUAGAGGUGAGUCCUGAGCAAGAGCCACCUUUGUUGGAAGAUGAGGAUGAGAAACCUGUCGAGAGUGAAGAAUCCAAGGGAGAUGAUAGUGAGCAUGUUUCACCUCUCGGGGAGUCUGUGGCAGAAGCUACCGACUCUGAAAAUGAUAAGAUAGAGAAAGAAGAUCUGAAGGAGAAACUAGGAGAUUCGGAAGAUCCUGAGUGCAAGGAAGUUGAGAUGGAUGAUUGGUUAUUUGAAUUUGCUCAACUUUUCCGCACCCAUGUUGGUAUUGAUCCAGAUGCUCAUGUAGAUUUGCAUGAGCUUGGAAUGGAGCUCUGCUCUGAGGCUCUUGAGGAGACGGUUACUAGUGAAGAAGCUCAGAAUCUUUUUAACAAGGCAGCAUCAAAAUUCCAGGAGGUUGCUGCUUUAGCUUUCUUUAACUGGGGUAAUGUUCAUAUGUGUGCUGCAAGGAAACGCAUUCCUCUCGAUGAGUCAUCUGGAAAGGAUAUCGUGGCGGAGCAGCUUCAAACUGCUUAUGAAUGGGUGAAGGAGAAGUACACCCUUGCAAGAGAGAAAUAUGAAGAGGCACUUUUGAUCAAGCCUGACUUUUAUGAAGGUUUAUUGGCCCUUGGCCAACAGCAGUUUGAAAUGGCUAAACUUCACUGGUCUUUUGCACUAGCUAAGAAAAUAGACCUUUCAAGUUGGGAUUUUACAGAAACACUUGAGCUUUUUGACAGUGCAGAGGAGAAAAUGAAAGUAGCGACCGAGAUGUGGGAAAAAUUGGAGGAGCAGAGGGCAAAUGAGCUAAAAGAUCCAACUGCAAGCAAGAGGGAAGAGUUGUUGAAGCGACGAAAGAAACAUGCGGGCAGUGCAGACAAUGAAAUGCAGGGAAUAGGUGGUCAGCAUGAGGUUUCAGCAAAUGAAUCUGCAGAGCAAGCAGCUCUAAUGAAAUCCCAGAUCCAUCUAUUCUGGGGCAACAUGCUUUUCGAGAGGUCCCAAGUUGAAUGUAAAAUAGGGACAGGAGAUUGGAAGAAGAACCUUGACGCUGCUGUAGAGCGCUUCCGACUUGCUGGAGCUUCUGAGGGUGACAUUUCUGUUGUUUUGAAGAAUCAUUGUUCUAAUGAGAAUGCUUCAGAAGGCGAUGAUAAGAAGAGUGUAAACAAUAAAGGCAACGUGAAUCAAGAAAAGGAAGUUAUCAUUAAAGAAGUCAAUCAAGUAUCAUCUGGGUAGCUGAUACAAAUGAUGCUACCAUAACAUUAUACGACGACAGUGUUGAAACCAAUUGCUAAAAUUCACUACAACGAACAAAAGAAAAGAAAUCACAUUGUUUUUCAGCCAGGCAUUAGGAUGAUUCCUUCCAACGGAUGCUCGAUACACGGAGCAGCCAUGUGUAGAGUUCAUUGGGGCAGGUUAUGAAUUCCGAAUGAACUUUGUUGAUCAUUUCACAAGUAAUCAAAUAAUUUGUCUGCCAGAUUGAUGAUAUUUAUCUUGAAGAAACGAACUGAUUCUGGUUUUGCCUCAACUUUUUCCAUUUUGUGGUAAGGUUUUGUUUGGAUAUAUUAAUAUAUUUUUUCCUAGAUAUUCUUAAUGAGCUUGUCACUUCAUGUAAUAUCAUAACUUUGGCCGUGGCUGCAACUGGAAGGAGGAUGGUUUUGGUUAUUUUA